AUGGCCCUCCUUGGGGAGCUAUAUGGUUGCUACGGCUGCCUCCGGCUCAGAAAAGCCGAUCGAUUCGCAGACAACCAACUAAGGAAGAAAAGACGACGGUUUGGGGCAGAAUCCCUGAAGCGCUUCUGCAUCGAGUGUGGUCUAGAGGUCCGCGAGGGAAGGCUCCCUGCUGUGCGCUACGUCAAAGGCAAUCAGAUCGACAUCCAGGGCGUGGCGCAUGUCAUAUGCAUGAAAUGUGGUAUUUUUGCGCUGAGAGGAAACGAGAAAGGCUACGAGGCAACAUGCGCUGGCUGUUGGAGACCAUUCCAAGAAGCAAGAAGGCAGGCGCAGGAAUUGAGAAUGCGUGAGGAGCAGUUGAAGUCGCGGGCCGAGCGAGCACAGCGACAGGAGCGAAGGCGGAGGAUCUUUGGUUCUUCCAGCGAGGAUAGUUGCUCCCCGUCCCCGACGCCAAGCGAGAAAUUCAUGGAGGAGCAAAUGUACAUGAUCCAGGCCGAGGCAGACAUGCAUAUGAACAGCCCGGGGCCGGGUUCCGAUUAG
Molecule: messenger RNA, 537 nt
Organism: Pyricularia pennisetigena
Lineage: Eukaryota; Fungi; Ascomycota; Sordariomycetes; Magnaporthales; Pyriculariaceae
Exons: 2
Coding region: 1-537 (178 amino acids)
Source: RefSeq, a predicted model, not a curated record